Molecule: messenger RNA, 709 nt
Organism: Mytilinidion resinicola
Lineage: Eukaryota; Fungi; Ascomycota; Dothideomycetes; Mytilinidiales; Mytilinidiaceae
Exons: 1
Coding region: 1-657 (218 amino acids)
Source: RefSeq, a predicted model, not a curated record
AUGCUCCUCCGCAUGCUAAUGCAGCGUCGACAUUCGUUCAUCACGUACCGGGGAAGUAAGGCGUGGUACUCGACGGAAAUCUUUGGCACAAUAAAGAAGCGAAGCUGUCAAAGCUGGCACGACUACUUCGACGAAGACCAUUGGGUCACGAAGCUCCUGGAGACCCCAACCGGCGAAUGGCAACGUGCGCUGUGCUGUCAGCCGCCAAUCUUCAUCUUGCGGAGCGGAUACGACGAGCGCGAGACUCACGAACCGAGGCAGAUUGAGAUCGAGACGGAGGCUGGGUGUGGAGGCAUCACUAUGCUGCAGAUCCAGGAGUACGUUCGCGAUCUAGUGAAGAAGAUCAAGACAGCGGCGGAGGCCUAUGAGCGCUCUAGGCAGACUGAGGUGAUUGUUCCCGCUGGGUUGGAGGGACUAGAGCGAUGGGAGUUUAUCCGCCAGUCGCGAUGGCCGCCGGAAGUGCGACGGGAUCCUAUCGAACUUCAACGGAAGCUCUCGUGGUGUGAAAAUGCGUUUGGUACUGAAGGUGAUUACGCCGGUGAGCGAUGGAUCAUGGAAGAGGCAGAUGAUGGCACCGUGGGGGGUUCGUGUAAGCUGCUACUUCGGGAGGAUGAAGAGGUCCAGGAUCAUGGUGAUGCUGAUACGACGAGGACCUAGUCUGUCAAUCCUGACGGGGAAUACCUCGAAGGAUUGCGAUAUCAGGCAAGAC